Messenger RNA from Prunus persica (peach), 1788 nucleotides. RefSeq names its product choline/ethanolaminephosphotransferase 1. Lineage: Eukaryota; Viridiplantae; Streptophyta; Magnoliopsida; Rosales; Rosaceae. Gene Ontology annotation, biological process: phospholipid biosynthetic process. The coding region runs from base 362 to 1531 and encodes 389 amino acids. Gene Ontology annotation, molecular function: phosphotransferase activity, for other substituted phosphate groups. The transcript is spliced from 21 exons. The record is from RefSeq and is a predicted model, not a curated record. Gene Ontology annotation, cellular component: membrane.
AUCUCCUCGAACUUGUGAACUUUAUUUGAUUCCCCCAAUUUCAAUUUUUAUUCGCCUUUCUGGUGUCUUUUAGCGUUGGAAGAACGAACGAACCCAACAACAGAGCAAAGCUAGCUUUCUCUAUCUUUUGGAGGAUCAAAUAUUUGAGCCGGAAUGUGGUUGGGUGUUUCCGUUUUCCACUAAGCCCUAGACACUACUUGGGUCCUCUGCGAGAUCUCAUCCUUAGUCUUCUUUCCAUUUCGUUCCAAUUUCUGGGGUAUCGGUUUAGCACCUUGCUGCCUUUUUCAAUUGGUUAGCAGGUUGUACUGAGGCUUAUUUGGAUCUUCUUCGAAACAAAAAACCAAAGCUUGAUUUGGAAGAGAUGGGGUACAUUGGGGCACAUGGUGUGGCUGCUUUGCAUAAAUACAAGUAUAGUGGUGUGGAUCACUCGUACACUGCAAAAUAUGUAUUGCAACCCUUUUGGAGUCGUUUUGUUAAAAUAUUUCCCCUUUGGAUGCCGCCCAAUAUGAUAACACUAACUGGAUUCAUGUUCUUGCUCACAUCUGCACUGCUUGGAUAUAUAUAUUCACCAAGAUUAGAUUCAGCUCCUCCUAGAUGGGUUAAUUUUGCUCAUGGAUUGCUACUUUUCUUAUAUCAGACCUUUGAUGCUGUUGAUGGGAAGCAAGCAAGACGGACAAAUUCCUCAAGUCCACUGGGGGAACUUUUUGACCACGGUUGUGAUGCCCUUGCAUGUGCGUUUGAAGGAUUGGCUUUUGGGAGUACUGCGAUGUGUGGAAGAACUACCUUCUGGUUUUGGGUGAUUUCAGCUGUUCCUUUUUAUUGUGCAACAUGGGAGCAUUACUUUACCAAUACCCUGAUCCUUCCUGCCGUUAAUGGGCCCACAGAAGGUCUAAUGCUGAUAUAUUUCGCCCAUUUUUUCACAGCUAUUGUUGGUUCUGAGUGGUGGGCUCAACCAUUUGGAAAGUCUCUGCCUUUUCUUAGUUGGGUCCCAUUUAUUCACGAAAUUACAACAUACAAAGCUGUGUUGUUUCUAAUGGUAGCUUUUGCUGUUAUCCCAACGCUCACGUUCAAUGUGUGCAAUGUUUAUAAGGUUGUUCAGACAAAGAAAGGAAGCAUGCUAUUGGCACUGGCAAUGCUUUACCCUUUUGCUGUUCUUUUGGGAGGAGUUUUGGCAUGGGGUUACUUGUCACCAGCUGACAUUAUGGGGAACUAUCCACAUUUAGUCGUAGUGGGAACUGGACUUGCUUUUGGGUACCUUGUGGGAAGACUGAUUCUUGCGCACUUGUGUGAUGAGCCAAAGGGUUUGAAAACUGGAAUGUGCAUGUCACUGUUGUAUCUCCCAUUUGCCAUUGCAAAUGCACUCACGGCUAGAUUGAAUGAUGGAGUUCCAUUGGUUGACGAGAGCUUGGUUCUUCUUGGUUACUGUGCAUUUACAGCGACACUCUAUCUUCACUAUGCAACUUCAGUUGUUCAUGAAAUCACGACAGCCUUGGGAAUUUAUUGCUUUAGGAUAACUAGGAAGGAAGCUUGAAUUUUGCCGGUGUUUACUACUGGCCAUGCUGGCAAGUUAAGAAAGAUGCAGCUAGAUUUGAAGUUUUUCGUCAAUAUAAAUUUUGUAUAAGAUGAGUUGAGAGUGAUGAAGAUCCAAUUUAAUUCAUUCUCACCGUUGUAUUAGAUUUUUUUGUUGUUCCCACUUUUAGACUUAGAGUAGAACUAGACCAUUUAGGCAUGUUCCUCUUCACUUAAUGCAUCAUUUGAAUUUUAUAAAAAUACAAGUGAGUUUGAGCA